GGAUGCAUGGAACGGCACCCUCCUAUCCUGGCCAGGAUGCUGUCCUGUACAGUCACACAUGGCAGCCCUGGGACCAUGUUGAACACAGGGUGUCUGAUGAGGCCUCCUUUGCAGGUGUCAGUCGCCAGGAUGUCGAUGCUGUGGGCCCUGCUACUCAUGCUGAGCUUCCAGGUAGGGACACCGGACCAGCUGGAAGCAACCACCAUGCUAAACACCCUGCAAGCCUUACCCCUCUUGCCUGCACCAAACACAGCCCUAGAAGUCGUGACACCCAAACCAAAAUUCAGAAAACGCUUCUCAACCAAAAAAGGCUCUCCCUCCAUAAAGAGUCCAGAUGGCACCAUAGGAGGCAGGUGCCCACCCGUGGCCGAGUACUUCCUAUCUGAGAGCAAACUCAAUGACUAUCUCAACAGCUCCCUGCCCGCAGAGAUUGAGAAGCUGUUCAAAUGUGAAGAGGUCAACCUGGCCGGUGUGCUCGGCUCAGUGCUAGCCACGGUGAGCAACACGGACCUGCUCUCUGCGUUAGACCUCGGUUCAAUCCUCAACAUGGAAGGUGGCGGCCUUGGCGACAUCCUAGGCCAGGGAAGCAGUGGCAACUCGAAGGGCUCAGACCUGCUGGGCGGGCUGCUGCCACUGGAAAAUGAAGGGCUGGGCGGCCUGCUGGGCAGUGGCGGUAAAGGCAAGGGCACCGUCAAAGGCCUUCUGGAAGGCACUGGGCUCUCCAGUCUCCAGCAGCCACUGGACGACGUGGUCGGCAAAGCCACAGACCUCAAGGAGUCCGCCAAGAAUGUGAUGAACAAAGCCCUGCCACCAGACGUCAGUGACGCCCUCACAGGCAUGCUGGGAGGCCUGGACCUAGAUGAGCUCCUGUUGGGACUGCAGGUUCAGGAAGUGACAGUGGAUAGCAUAAACUCCACCACAGCUAAGGAUGGGAUCCACGUCCUUGCCUCAACAACCGCAGUCAUAGGCGGGAAAGGCCUUGCUGGACCCGUCAUCAGCCUGCUGGGAUUCCAUGUGUACUCGGACGUGACCCUGACUAUUGGCAUUUCCACCAACGACACCCAGUGUGUCAAUCUCCAGGUCCAGAGCCAAAACAUCCAGGUCAACAAAGUGACCGUUCAAGUUGUGGAAACGGUCACUGAUGUCUUGCCUGUGUCUUUGCCCCUGCCUCUGGACAGCAUAGUUGCUAAACUACUGUCAGUGGAACUGAACAAGAAUGCGGAAGAAUCGGAAUCCUGCGACAUCGUGCUCAGUGGUUUCAACGACUGCAAAAACUCUACUGGCCUGUUCCAGUACCAUGUGAAGGUGACCCGCUUCUCCCCCGAAGGUCUCUCGAUCUUCUACUGUGCGGAGUCCCUCUUUGGUAAGAAUGUGGGCCCCGUUCCUGGAAGACUCCUCCCGCCCCAUCCCAAGAACGCCAACAUUUCCCUGACCCUGUCCCACACACUGCUCGAUACAAUUGAGACCCAUCUCAGCAAGCAGAGCACCUUCCAGGCCAACAACCUGCAGGCGAGCAUCACCAAAAUGAGCCACACAUACAAAAAUAAUGACACGGUCCAGGUCACCUACCGGAGCAGUAUAAAGAAGGACGGCGAGAGCUUCGCCAGCGGGGAAUCGGUCUUAGUCAUCUGGUAUGACAGCAAGAUUUCAAAAGACAAGCUGACAACAGAGCUUAAACUUGUGAGAUCUGAUCACAGCGUGACACCACCUGAGAUGAAGGACGAGGUGCAAGAAGUAAUGACCGGACUUGAGAAGAAGUUCUGGUCUGUCCUUGUUGAAUCUUUGAAAAACUGGAAUGUACCAGUAGGAGCAACCUCCAACCCUCUAAACAACGCCAAGGUUAACGUGACUAAAAUGAACCAUCUUCAGGCGGCAAACUAAACCCAGCACACUGAGAGCUAGGCAAUGUUCCAGAAUGAAAGUAAACAACCCCUGCGAAAUACUACACACAAGACACCCUGAUGAUUAGGGAACCAAGUAGAGGCAGCAUUCUUAGCAUGUCAACUAUCCUUUGUGAGUUUAACAAGUCCAGACAAGCAAAACAUCAAGAAUGUUGGCAUUUCUGUAAUCAGUUCUUUAAUAAAUGAAUCUUCUUCAUGCAAAACUUGUCUCACUUGUCUUCAGUUCCCAUAAAUAGAAGUUUCUUCAAGUACUUAUGCCUAGUCAUAGAAUUCCUUGUUUU
Molecule: messenger RNA, 2182 nt
Organism: Ochotona princeps (American pika)
Lineage: Eukaryota; Metazoa; Chordata; Mammalia; Lagomorpha; Ochotonidae
Product: vomeromodulin-like
Exons: 14
Coding region: 7-1881 (624 amino acids)
Biological process (GO): sensory perception of smell
Source: RefSeq, a predicted model, not a curated record